Messenger RNA from Rana temporaria (common frog), 6834 nucleotides. RefSeq names its product zinc finger protein 235-like. The transcript has 2 exons. The coding region runs from base 170 to 1681 and encodes 503 amino acids. Lineage: Eukaryota; Metazoa; Chordata; Amphibia; Anura; Ranidae. The record is from RefSeq and is a predicted model, not a curated record.
UCUGAGGGGGAACCAAAGUUCUCCAGCUGUGUUUCCUUUACACAAUGACAGGGCGCACCUUCCUGUGAUCUCAGCCAGUGCAGUGUGUGUAUGGGGGGGAGGGGACGGGUCCAGCAUUGGGGAGCAAUGUGUGAUCUGUGACACGCUGGAGUGAACCGGACGGACCGCCAUGGACGGACUGACGUCCUGCCUGAACGAGAUGCUGGACAGCAUGAAGGCCGCGCAAGCCAAGCUGGACAGCGACCCUUUCUCCAUGGGGGACUUUUUGAAGAAAGCCGACGUCGCCGGCAACCUGCCCGCCUUCGUCCGGGGGAAGAAGCAGUACCCGUGCGACUUGUGCGGACGCGCUUUCUCCGACCCCUCCAACCUGAGGCGCCACAAGCACAUCCACACGGGCCUGAGGCCUUACGCGUGCGACGUGUGCGGCAGCAGCUUCCGUCAGAAGUCCCAGCUGGACCGCCACCACUUGGUGCACACGGGGGAGCGACCCUUCCAGUGCCCCCACUGCAUGAAGGGCUUCCGCGACUCCACCGAGCUGAGGGUCCACCUUCGGGUCCACACGGGGGAGCGGCCUUACACCUGCCCCGUGUGCGAAAAGAGCUUCUCCCGCAUCUGUUACAUGAAGCGCCAUCAAGAGAAGCACUCCGGUAAAGAGUUGCUGGCCCUACGGAAUCCCGACAAGAGACGUCUGGCCGCGACCACCAACGAAAACAAGGAUCUGGCUGGGGCCUACCAGUGUUCCUAUUGUAGCGACUGGUUCUUGACCAAGAAGGAGCUGGAAGACCAUCGUCCCGUGCACUUGAAGCUCGGACCUUCCGGCCAAAAACUCUACGAGUGCGCCGAAUGCAAGAAGUGCUUCAACAACUCGUCCAACUUGAGGAAGCACGCCGUCAUCCAUACCGGCCUCAAGCCCUUCACCUGCAACCUGUGCAACCAAAGCUUCCGGCAAGCCACCCACCUCCAGCGCCACCGCUUGGUCCACACGGGUGAAAAACCCUUCAAAUGCUCCAUCUGCCUCAAAGGUUUCCGAGACGCCAGCGAGCUGUUGAAGCACCAGCGCGUUCACAAGGGCGAACAACCCUACCAGUGCCGGCUUUCUGACAAGAGGUUUAACGCCAAGCUCCACCGGGAACAAGCGUUCGGUUCAGGAGAACGCCCUUGGCCGCCCUCUCGUUUCGUCCACAUGGCCCAUGCAGAUGAUGAUGAUGUUGUUGAGGAGCUUCAACUCUUGGAGCUCCCUUCUCCGGAGAAGAAAAGUGAAGUGGACGAAGUAGAAGAAAGCGAGGAGGAUUUGAAAUGCAGCCUUUGCUCCAGGACUUUCACCCGCAUCUCCAGCCUCCACAGACAUUACUUGAUGCACACGGGCUACCGGCCCUUCAGCUGCCACACCCGCAGCAAGGCUUUCCAGCAAAUGUCCCACCUCGACCGGCACAGGCAAGUUCACGGUAGGGAACGACGGUACGACUGCGUGCCUUGCCGUAAAGCUUCGAGUGAUCUUCUCCGCCACCAGGAGGCCCAUACGAAGGGCAGAUCGUUCAGUUGCUACAAGUGCGAUAAGACUUACACACAGAUUCAUUACCUGGAGUCCCAUCAGAAGAUCCACGAGCAGGACUCUUUUUUGGAGAUGGAGAUUCCGCAUGACGUUAACGAAGGCAACUCUAUUGAAGUUGUGUUGGUCUAACGGGAUCGAAAUUUGUUGACAAUGGAGAAACUUCCCUAAUAAACAUUACGAUGGUCUCAUAUGCAAAUUUUGACUUAAGAUAAAGUCGAAGGGCUGGUCCAACCCCUCCCACCUCCCAUAUUAGGCUAUUUGUUGGCCAUCAGGACCGCUGUUAGAAAUCACGGGGGGUCCUGUGAAGCCUACUUGAGAAGGCCCCCUUAAACUCCUGCAUCUAUCACCUUGAACAUGUGCAGGUGUAUGCAGGGCCACCAUAAAUCAUGGGGCCCUGUACUGCCUACCUGAGAAGGCCCCCUAUAACACCCACAUCUAUCCCCUUGAACAUGUGCAGGUGUCAGGUGUAUGCAGGGCCACCAUAAAUCAUGGGCCCUGUACUGCCUACCUGAGGAGGCCCCCUUAAACACCCACAUCUAUCCCCUUGAACAUGUGCAGGUGUAUGCAGAGCCGCCAUAAGAAAUCAUGGGGCCGUGUACAGCCUACCUGAGAAGGCCCCAUUAAACUCCUGCAUCUAUCACCUUGAACAUGUGCGGGUGUCAGGUGUAUGCAGAGCCGCCAUAAGAAAUCAUGGGGCCCUGAGCAGCCUACCUGAGAAGGCCCCCUCAAACUCCUGCAUCUAUCACCUUAAACAUAUGCAGGUGUCAGGUGUAUGCAGAGCCGCCAUAAGAAAUCAUGGGGCCCUGAGCAGCCUACCUGAGAAGGCCCCCUUAAAUUCCUGCAUCUAUCACCUUGAACAUGUGCAGGUGUCAGGUGUAUGCAGGGCCACCAUUAAUCAUGGGGCCCUGUACUGCCUACCUGAGAAGGCCCCCUUAAACACCCACAUCUAUCACCUUGAGCAUGUGCAGGUGUCAGGUGUAUGCAGAGCCGCCAUAAGAAAGCACGGGGCCCUGUACUGUCUACCUGACAAGGCCCCCUUGAGCAUCCACACUCAGGGGUCAGGGUGACUGUUGGGAGCCGAGUCCCCGUGCAAUGAGGCAGCACACGUGGUGGUGAAUUGUGGGUGUGGCAAAAUUGCCCUAACAGUGGGAGAGGCCUAAAACUCAAGCCCACAUGCAGAGUGCAGGGGUCAGUAGUAUGUAUCAUGGAAAGUGUAAGUUUAGGAGUAUGUAUCAUAGAGAGUGCAGGGGUCAGGUGUAUGUAUCAUAGAGAGUGCAGGGGUCAGGCAUAUGUAUCAUAGAGUGUGCAGGGGUUAGCUGUAUGUAUCAUAUACAGGGUGCAGGUGUAUGUAUCAUAUACAGGGUGCAGGUGUAUGUAUCACAGAGAGUGCAGGUGUAUGUAUCAUAUACAGAGUACAGGGAUCAGCUGUAUGUAUCAUAUACAGGAUGUAGGGGGUUAGGUGUAUGUCUCAUAUACAGGGUGCAGGGGUCAGGUGUAUGUAUCAUACAACGUGCAAGGGUCAGGUGUAUGCAUCCUACAGAGUGCAGAGGUCAGGUGUAUGCAUCAUACAGAGUGCAGGGGUCAGAUGUAUGAAUCCUUUGGAGGGCAGGUGUAUGUAUCAUGCUCUCCAUUGUAAGUUCAGGAGUAUCUAAUGUACAGAGUGCAGGGGUCAGGUGUAUGUGUCAUAUACAGGGUGCAGGGGUCAGGUGUAUGUAUCAUACAUGGUGCAGGGGUCAGGUGUAUGUAUCAUACAUGGUGCAGGUGUAUGUAUCAUACAUGGUGCAGGUGUAUGUAUCAUGCAGAUUGCAGGGGUCAGGUGUAUGAAUCCUAUGGAGGGCAGGUGUAUGUAUCAUGCAAAGUGUACCGUAAGUUCAGGAGUAUGUAAUGUACAGAGUGCAGGGGUCAGAAGUGACUGUCAGGAGCCUGUUCCCAAAAAUCAAACAAAAAGUCCCCUCUCUACCCGGGGGGGGCCUCCUGCUGAAUUAAGGGGGCCUGCACCAUAUAGAGAAAAAAAGUCCUGUGCAUAGACAUCGGUCAUCCUUCACCCAGGAGACCAUCUUGUGCAUAGACAUCGGUCAUCCUUCACCCAGGAGACCACCCUGUGCAUAGACAUUGGUCAUCCUUCACCCAGGAGACCAUCCUGUGCAUAGACAUCGGUCAUCCUCCAGCCGGGAGACCACCCUGUGCAUAGACAUCGGUCAUCCUCCACCCAGGAGACCAUCCUGCAUAGACAUCGGUCAUCCUUCACCCAGGAGACCAUCCUGUGCAUAGACAUCGGUCAUCCUUCACCCAGGAGACCAUCCUGUGCAUAGACAUCGGUCAUCCUCCACCCAGGAGACCAUCCUGUGCAUAGACAUCGGUCAUCCUUCACCCGGGAGACCACCCUGUGCAUAGACAUCGGUCAUCCUACACCCAGGAGACCAUCCUGUGCAUAGACAUCGGUCAUCCUCCACCCAGGAGACCAUCCUGUGCAUAGACAUCGGUCAUCCUCCAUCCAGGAGACCAUCCUGUGCAUAGACAUCGAUCAUCCUCCAGCCGAGAGACCACCCUGUGCAUAGACAUCGGUCAUCCUCCACCCAGGAGACCAUCCUGUGCAUAGACAUCGGUCAUCCUUCACCCAGGAGACCACCCUGUGCAUAGACAUCAGUCAUCCUCCACCCAGGAGACCAUCCUGUGCAAAGACAUCGGUCAUCCUCCAUCCAGGAGACCAUCCUGUGCAUAGACAUCGGUCAUCCUCCAACCAGGAGACCAUCCUGUGCAUAGACAUCGGUCAUCCUUCACCCAGGAGACCACCCUGUGCAUAGACAUCGGUCAUCCUUCACCCAGGAGACCACCCUGUGCAUAGACAUCGGUCAUCCUUCAUCCAGGAGACCACCCUGUGCAUAGACAUCGGUCAUCCUUCAGCCUAGAGACCAUCCUGUGCAUAGACAUCGGUCAUCCUUCACCCAGGAGACCAUCCUGCAUAGACAUCGGUCAUCCUUCACCCAGGAGACCAUCCUGUGCAUAGACAUCGGUCAUCCUUCACCCAGGAGACCACCCUGUGCAUUGAUAUCGGUCAUCCUCCACCCAGGAGACCACCCUGUGCAUAGACAUCGGUCAUCCUUCACCCGGGAGACCACCCUGUGCAUAGACAUCGGUCAUCCUUCACCCAGGAGACCACCCUGUGCAUAGACAUCGGUCAUCCUCCACCCAGGAGACCACCCUGUGCAUAGACAUCGGUCAUCCUCCACCCAGGAGACCAUCCUGUGCGUAGACAUCGGUCUUCCUUCACCCAGGAGACCAUCCUGUGCAUAGACAUCGGUCAUCCUCCAGCCGGGAGACCUUCCUGUGCAUAGACAUCGGUCAUCCUUCACCCAGGAGACCAUCCUGUGCAUAGACAUCGGUCAUCCUCCAACCUGGAGACCAUCCUGUGCAUAGACAUCUGUCAUCCUUCACCCGGGAGACCACCCUGUGCAUAGACAUCGGUCAUCCUCCACCCGGGAGACCAUCCUGUGCAUAGACAUCGGUCAUCCUCCAGCCGGGAGACCUUCCUGUGCAUAGACAUCGGUCAUCCUUCACCCAGGAGACCAUCCUGUGCAUAGACAUCGGUCAUCCUCCAACCUGGAGACCAUCCUGUGCAUAGACAUCUGUCAUCCUUCACCCGGGAGACCACCCUGUGCAUAGACAUCGGUCAUCCUCCACCCGGGAGACCAUCCUGUGCAUAGACAUUGGUCAUCCUUCACCCAGGAGACCAUCCUGUGCAUAGACAUCGGUCAUCCUCCACCCAGGAGACCAUCCUGUGCAUUGACAUCGGUCAUCCUUCACCCAGGAGACCAUCCUCCUGGACAGCACUAUUGGUCCCUAAGCCUUCCUUAAACCGGCUCACCUUAUGGAAUUAAGUGACCGUUCCCUUCAUAUCCAAUAUAAAUUCAGGGCUGAAGUUCUACACAAUAACUGUGAAGGUUAUUUGCACCUAUUUUAUAUAACCGUAGUUUGUGUUUUUUUAGGGUUUCUGGUACUUAAAACAGAACUAAACUGUAACUGAGCACUACAACUUGAAAAUGUUCAAACUCCCCCAUCCAACCAUGUCUAUCUCCAUCCAACCAUGUCUCCAUCCAACCAUGUCUACAUCCAUCCAUGUCUACAUCCAACCAUGUCUACAUCCAUCCAUGUCUACAUCCAUCCAUGUCUACAUCCAUCCAUGUCUCCAUCCAACAAUGUCUCCCUCCAACCAUGUCUCCCUCCAACCAUGUCUCCAUCCAUCCAUGUCUCCAUCCAACCAUGUCUCCAUCCAACCAUGUCUACAUCCAACCAUGUCUCCACCCAACAAUGUCUCCCUCCAACAAUGUCUCCCUCCAACCAUGUCUCCCUCCAACCAUGUCUACAUCCAACCAUGUCUACAUCCAACCAUGUCUACAUCCAACCAUGUCUCCACCCAACAAUGUCUCCCUCCAACAAUGUCUCCCUCCAACCAUGUCUACAUCCAACCAUGUCUCCAUCCAACCAUGUCUACAUCCAACCACGUCUACAUCCAACCAUGUCUACAUCCAACCAUGUCUACAUCCAUCCAUGUCUCCACCCAACGAUGUCUCCCUCCAACGAUGUCUCCCUCCAACAAUGUCUCCCUCCAACCAUGUCUCCAUCCAACCAUGUCUCCAUCCAACCAUGUCUACAUCCAUCCAUGUCUACAUCCAACAAUGUCUCCAUCCAACCAUCCAUGUCUCUCCAUCCAUUCAUGUCUAUACAUCCAUCCAUGUCUACAUCCAUCCAAGUCUACAUCCAUCCAACCAUGUCUACAUCCAACCAUGUCUACAUCCAUCCAACCAUGUCUACAUCCAACCAUGUCUACAUCCAUCCAACCAUGUCUCCAUCCAACCAUGUCUACAUCCAACCAUGUCUCCAUCCAACCAUGUCUACAUCCAACCACGUCUACAUCCAACCAUGUCUACAUCCAUCCAUGUCUCCACCCAACGAUGUCUCCCUCCAACAAUGUCUCCCUCCAACCAUGUCUCCAUCCAACCAUGUCUCCAUCCAACCAUGUCUACAUCCAUCCAUGUCUACAUCCAACAAUGUCUCCAUCCAACCAUCCAUGUCUCUCCAUCCAUUCAUGUCUAUACAUCCAUCCAUGUCUACAUCCAUCCAAGUCUACAUCCAUCCAACCAUGUCUACAUCCAACCAUGUCUACAUCCAUCCAACCAUGUCUACAUCCAAUCAUGUCUACAUCAAUCCAUGUCUACAUCCAUCCAUGUCUCCACCCAACAAUGUCUCCCUCCAACAAUGUCUCCCUCCAACCAUGUCUCCAU